CUGACCUUCCAACUAACAAUUAUCAAUCAAAAAUUUGCAGGUAUUAAAGACUAUGGCUGCUACGAAACGAAAUGCUGGUUUAUCAUCAGUCGCACGACCCACUCUCAACGACGAGGAACUUAAAAUGCAUGUUUACAAGAAGACUCUACAAGCAAUGAUUUAUCCAAUUUCUUCAACCACACCGCAUAAUUUUGUUACAUGGACAGCAACAUCUCCCACAUAUUGCUAUGAAUGUGAAGGUCUCCUGUGGGGGAUAGCACGUCAAGGUGUUAGAUGUGUCGAGUGUGGCGUCAAAUGCCACGAGAAAUGUAAAGAUCUGCUGAAUGCCGAUUGCUUGCAAAGGGCAGCAGAAAAAAGCUCAAAACAUGGAGCAGAAGAUAAAGCUAAUAGUAUCAUAACAGCAAUGAAAGAAAGAAUGAAACAGCGAGAACGAGAAAAACCAGAAAUAUUUGAUCUUAUCCGGUUGGUUUUUGGAGUGGAGCAUGAAGCUCACAUCGAACAUAUGACAUCUAUUAAACAAUCAGUCCUAGAUGGUACUAGUAAAUGGUCUGCCAAAAUCGCCAUUACAGUUAUAUGUGCGCAAGGUCUCAUUGCAAAAGAUAAAAGUGGAACAUCAGAUCCAUACGUCACAGUUCAAGUAGGUAAAGUUAAAAAGCGCACAAAAACGAUGCCUCAAGAAUUAAACCCAGUUUGGAAUGAAAAAUUUUAUUUUGAAUGUCACAAUUCAUCUGAUAGAAUAAAAGUUCGCGUUUGGGAUGAAGAUAAUGACUUGAAAUCCAAAUUAAGACAAAAAUUAACAAGAGAAAGUGACGAUUUCUUAGGUCAAACCAUAAUAGAAGUUCGCACGCUUAGUGGUGAAAUGGAUGUUUGGUAUAAUCUAGAAAAACGUACUGAUAAAUCUGCCGUAUCUGGUGCUAUAAGGUUGCACAUCAGUGUUGAAAUUAAAGGAGAAGAAAAAGUAGCACCCUACCAUGUUCAAUACACUUGUUUGCAUGAAAAUCUAUUCCAUAGUUUAUGUGAAAACAAUGACGGAAUGGUAAAAUUACCCCAAGCUAAAGGUGAUGAUGCGUGGAAAGUUUACUUUGACCCACCUGGCGAGGAAUUAGUUGAUGAAUUUGCUAUGCGAUAUGGUAUAGAAAGCAUAUACCAAGCCAUGACACAUUUUCACUGCCUUUCCACAAAAUAUUUAUGUCCUGGAGUUCCAGCAGUUAUGUCAUCUCUUUUAGCAAAUAUCAAUGCAUAUUAUGCCCAUACAACUGCUAGUUCAGCAGUAUCAGCUAGUGAUAGAUUUGCUGCUAGUAAUUUUGGGAAAGAAAAAUUUGUAAAGCUAUUAGAUCAGUUGCACAACUCAUUAAGAAUUGAUUUAUGCAUGUACCGAAAUAAUUUCCCAGCUUCUAGUCAAGAGAAGCUUAUGGAUUUAAAGUCCACAGUUGAUUUAUUAACCAGUAUAACAUUUUUUCGCAUGAAAGUACAGGAAUUAACGUCUCCUCCAAGAGCUAGUAAUGUCGUAAAAGAUUGUGUGAUAGCUUGUCUGAAAUCAACCUAUCAGUUUCUUUUCCAGAAUUGCUACGAACUCUACAACAGAGAAUUUCAAGUUGAUCCAAAUGAAACUCGUCGAGAUGAAGAAAACUCUCCUGCCUCACUUGAUUUCUGGCAUAAACUGAUUGCUCUCAUAGUUUCUGUAAUUGAAGAAGACCGUAAUAGUUAUGCUCCUGUACUCAACCAAUUUCCACAAGAACUCAAUAUCGGUCAGCUAUCUGCUGCAACGGUUUGGUCGCUUUUCGCAAUCGAUGUAAAAGAUGCACUUGAUGAACAUGAACAAAGUAGAUCAUGUAAAUCAUCUGCUUAUAUGAAUCUUCAUUUUAAAGUUAAAUGGCUAUAUACUAAUUUUGUACAAGAUGUCCCUCCAUAUAAAGGUCAAGUUCCCGAAUAUCCAGCUUGGUUUGAACCAUUCGUUAUGCAAUGGCUGAAUGAAAACGAUGACGUCUCUUUAGAAUACUUACAUGGUGCCUUCAGCCGGGAUAAAAAAGAUGGUUUUCAAAGAAGCAGUGAACAUGCUUUAUUCAGUGUAUCCGUUGUUGAUGUAUUCACCCAGUUAACGCAAUGUUUUGAUGUUGUCUCAAAACUUGAGUGUCCUGAUCCAGAAAUUUGGAAAAGAUACAUGAAAAGAUUUGCCAAGACAAUAGUAAAAGUAUUAAUAGCGUAUGCUGAUAUCGUAAAAAGAGAAUUCCCUGAGCAUUUAGAGGACGAGCGAAUAGCUUGUAUUCUUAUGAACAAUAUCCAGCAAUUACGAGUGCAAUUAGAAAAAAUGUUCGAGUCGAUGGGUGGAGAAAAUUUAGAACAAGAUGCAGCAAAUAUAUUGAAAGAGCUUCAAGCCCAAUUGAAUAGUGCCUUAGAUGAUUUAGCUAUGCAGUUUGCCAAGAGCCUUGAGCCUCGAAUAACGAUUUCAGUGAAAGAACUUGGCGAUUUAUUGGUGGCAAUCAAGGGGAAUAGUCAAGUCCCUCAAAUUUCUCAAAGAACCAACGUAGAAGCUGAUGAAGUUCUUAGACCAUUGAUGGACUUAUUAGACGGUAGUCUUUCCUUAUAUGCUCAAUCUUGCGAAAAGACUGUUUUAAAACGACUGCUAAAAGAGCUCUGGAAAAUUGUUAUGCGGAUACUUGAAAAAACCGUAGUAUUACCUCCUAUGACCGAUAAAACCAUGAUGUUCAAAAGUUUGACUGAUAAUGCCAAAAAUUUAGCCGCUAAUGCUAAAAUUGAAGACAUGUCAAGAUUAUUCAAGAAUCAUAUGGCAGGAAAACCAGAUGUGAAAAAUGCAUUAAGCGGAGUUAUGGAUAUUUCUAAAGAAGUUGAAAAGAAUUUGUCUCCUAAACAAUGUGCUGUCUUAGACGUGGCUUUAGAUACGAUAAAAACUUAUUUUCACGCUGGAGGAAGUGGUUUAAAAAAAACGUUUCUCGAAAAGUCCUCAGAAUUGCAAAGUCUACGUUACGCUUUAAGCUUAUAUACUCAAACUACAGAUACGCUUAUUCAGACAUUUAUUACUUCACAACUUUCUCAAGACAUUGCUGGCAUAGAAGAUGAUACUGUAGGUGAGAUCAGUAUUCAAGUAGAUAUUUUUACAAAUCCUGGAACUGGAGAACAAAAAGUAACUGUAAAAGUCAUGUCUGCAAAUAAUUUGAAGUGGCCCUUGGCUAGUGGCAUGUUUAAACCAUUUGUAGAAGUAAAUCUUAUAGGACCAAAUUUAGCUGAUAAGAAGAGAAAACAAGCAACAAAGUCUAAAAAUAAUACCCUAUCACCCAAAUACAAUGAAACAUUCUACUUUACCAUUGGGAGUGAUCAACAGCUUAAUUUUUACGAACUACAUAUUUGUGUGAAAGAUUACUGCUUUGCUCGAGAUGAUCGUCUUGUAGGAGUUACUGUCGUCCAACUAAAAGAUAUAGUAGAACAAGGAUCGUGUAUACGAUCAAUCUUAUUAGGUAGACGUAUUCAAAUGGAUGAGACAGGAUGGACAAUUUUGAGGAUUCUGUCCCAGCGAAACAACGAUGAAGUUGCCAAGGAAUUUGUCAAACUUAAAAGUGACAUAAGACAGGAAAAUAUUUUACCCAAUUUAACUUGAACUGAUGUGAUUUGAAAAACUAGAUAAAAUAUAAAAGAGCUCAUAAUUGAGCUCAGAAUAACUGCUCUGACAGUUACAAUUUUUGUACUGAACCGCUGCCAAUUCGCAAGCAAUUUACAAAUAUAUACAUUUGUGCACACAUACACACAAAUCCAUGUAUUAGCAGUCUUUGUAAUGAUUUAUAAAUAUACUAUCACCUAUAAAUUGUAUUAAUAAGAUCGAAAAAAUUGUUUGAAAAUGAUUUAUAUAACAAAAUAACUACUAAAAUCUGUUCAAUCAACUGUGUACCAUAAAUUUCUAUGACAAAUAUUUCUA
Messenger RNA from Phymastichus coffea, 3928 nucleotides. RefSeq names its product protein unc-13 homolog A-like (gene unc-13). The transcript is spliced from 16 exons. Gene Ontology annotation, biological process: synaptic transmission, glutamatergic; synaptic vesicle maturation; dense core granule priming. Gene Ontology annotation, cellular component: terminal bouton; synaptic vesicle membrane; presynaptic membrane. Bases 53 to 3613 code for a protein of 1186 amino acids. Gene Ontology annotation, molecular function: syntaxin-1 binding; diacylglycerol binding; phospholipid binding. The record is from RefSeq and is a predicted model, not a curated record. NCBI's taxonomy places the organism in Eukaryota, Metazoa, Arthropoda, Insecta, Hymenoptera, Eulophidae.